AUGGCUUUUUACAGCGAGAUAAAUGUCUUACAAAGACUUUUCAUCGGAAAGUUUCUAUUAAUUUACAGUCUGUGCGUGGCUGUGUAUGCGGGUGUUCAAGCUGACAAUAAGCGACCAGAAUGCCCUAACGAGCAGUUCGCACUGGAAUGUCCCGACCUGGAAUUGGUCCUCCAAAAUGGAACUUUUCUGGAGCUUCAAUGGAGGGUCACUGACCCCGAAGAUCUCAAGAAGCAAUAUGUCGUCUACUGCAACAAAAGCUUGCAGUGUACCAGAUACAGAGACAUAGGAAGCUUUGAUCAAAGAAUCAAAGUGAGCAAUCCUGUGCGUGGAACACUUCUUGUGAAACAGAUUAAGCUGAACGAUCGACUUGACUAUACUUGUGCCAUAGAACGCAGCGGAAACAGAGGCCCCGUUGUUCGCAAAAUAAUCGUCACUUCAUCAAAGCAUUGUCUGUCCUCCACAGCUGGGCAAAACCUUGACCUGGGACAAACAUUCCAGGGUAUGUUUUCUAAGGAAAAAGUGGAGGAUAUUGAGUGGUACAGAGUCUCACAAGAUGGAACGAAAGUGAAAAUAGCAUACUGCAGUCCCUCCUCGCCAUGCAGGUUGGUGGAAAAUUGCAUCAGCUCCUGUCCAGAGUACCUAGCAAGACUGAGGACAGACGGGGUGUCAAUUAUUCUGUCGAACGUCACACAGGCUGACCGCGGAUUGGAAUUUCAAUGCCAAAUACACCCUAAGAUUAUGACCAAAGGACCUCGAGUUUACAUGAUCAGGAUUAAAGAAAUCUCGCCUCGAGAAGAUGAUGUCAACCGAACAACUGUCACAACCAGGGCAACGGCAACAUCUGCCGCGGACACGACAGGAUCGACUGGAAACAACCCAGGACCUUACAGUAUACAGAACAGCUGGUUGAUAGCAUUCAGUGUCGUGAUUAGCUUAGUGAUGGCGCCCUACGGAAUCUGUUAGACUUUUCCUGUUUCCAGGAUAUUGUCUCGGCGAUAUCGUAAGGCUGCCUCUUCCCAUUUCCACGCGGUCAGUUCGUUUUGAGUCAUGUGACAGAGGGACUGUUCGCAAGGGUGACGUUACCGAAACCAAUAAGGAAGCGCGCGAAGUCUAAAAAUAGAAUGCAAAUUAUUGGAACCACGCGAGAGUCAGACAACAUAGGCGUUUUCUGAGAGAAACAGGAGGAAAAUGAACACCAAAUUUUUGUUUUAAAAAUUGUUCUAGGAACACUUGCUUACACGCUUGAAAAAGCGUCAAAUCCUCCACAAUUCCGUUUUGUUUGUCUGAGUUAUGACGUCACUCGCGCGCUUCGCUAUUCGCCGUGAAGGCCUUGGAAAGCGCAGAACUGAAACUAGCUUAAUCCUAGCCUUACUGAGUUCUUGACCAGAGCCUCGACCCUCGAUAGUUUUGUAUGUUUGAUGUGAUGUGCAAGUCUUUAUGUUCUGGGAGAAGCAAUGACAAUACAACAGAGCAUAACUCAAUAAUCUUUCUUUAUUCAAGAAAAAAGUAGUUUAAAUAUUUUUUUUCACGUCCUUUUUCAAUAAUUUAGAUUUGCGAUAAAUAAUGCAUAAUAUACAAGUCUUUUUCCUCAAUGUAGCUUAUGUAAGAUUCUCCAAAAGUAGUCUGCAAUAAGAAUGAUGUAAGCGUUGUAAUCGCAUGCGUUAUACAGAUAAUCCUGCAAAUAAUUGUGAAACAUGACAUAUGAAAGCAUCAUAAUAUGUAUAAAAAAUAAUUUACGUAUACAAAAUUUAAUUUGUACAAUUGCUGAUGAAACUUUAAAUUAGCGAAUUUUGACUUGUUAGCUUUUCCUUAAAGAAACCAUAACAAGUCAAUAUUUUUUUUUAACUCAACUCAACUUUGUAAUGUACUGUAUCAUUAAAUGAUGGCGUGUUAUGUCUUGAACGGAGUAAUUCCGUGUGAAUGUAAAGAUAUAUUUAUC
Molecule: messenger RNA, 1939 nt
Organism: Orbicella faveolata
Lineage: Eukaryota; Metazoa; Cnidaria; Anthozoa; Scleractinia; Merulinidae
Source: RefSeq, a predicted model, not a curated record